AUGGCAAGCGCCUCCGCACCGGGAGCGGCAGCUCCUGCCAGUACGGCACCAGUAGCAGCAGCAGCAUCCAAAAAGAAGAUUGCCAUCAUGACUUCGGGCGGCGACUCGCCGGGCAUGAACGGCGUCGUGCGGGCCUGUGUCCGCAUGGCCAUCCACCUGGACUGCGACGCCUUCUGCGUCUACGAGGGAUACGACGGUCUCGUCCGCGGCGGCGACUACAUCCGCAAGAUGGAAUGGGACGAUGUGCGUGGUUGGCUGUCUGAAGGCGGCACUCUGAUUGGCACCGCCCGUUGCAUGGCCUUUUACGAGCGACCCGGCCGUCUGGUGGCCGCCAAGAACAUGAUCAUCAACGGCAUCGACGCGCUCAUCAUCUGUGGCGGCGACGGCUCGCUCACCGGCGCUGACAAGUUCCGUGCCGAGUGGCCUUCACUGCUCAGUGAGCUCGUUCAGACUGGCGAGCUGACGGCCGCUCAGACCGCCCCCUACCAACACCUCAACAUCGUCGGCCUUGUCGGCUCUAUCGACAACGACCUGUCCGGUACCGACGCCACCAUUGGCUGCUACUCGGCCCUCACCCGCAUCUGCGAGAUGGUCGACUACAUCGAGGCUACUGCCUCGUCACACUCACGCGCCUUUGUCAUCGAGGUCAUGGGCCGCCACUGCGGCUGGCUCGCUCUCAUGGCCGGCGUCGCCACCGGCGCCGACUUCAUCUUUAUCCCGGAGAAGCCGCGUGAGGACAACUGGCGUGAAGAGAUGUGCGCCAUUGUACACAAGAACCGCCAACUGGGCAAGAGAAAAACCAUUGUCAUCAUUGCCGAGGGCGCCCUCGACCGCGAGGGCAACAAGAUCUCGUCCGAGAUGAUCCGCGCACUGUUGGCCGACAAGGACGGCCUGGCCCUCGACACCCGUAUCACCACCCUGGGCCACGUCCAGCGCGGCGGCACGGCUGUCGCAUACGACCGCAUGCUCGCCACGCUGCAGGGCGUCGAGGCCGUUCGCGCCGUGCUCGAGGCCACGCCUGAGUCUGAGACGUGUUUCAUCGCCAUCACGGAAAACAAGAUUGUGCGCAAGCCACUCAUGGCUGCCGUCCAGAACACAAAGUCCGUCGUUGCUGCCAUCGAGGCCCACGACUUUGAUCGCGCCAUGGCUCUGCGGGACACUGAGUUCUCCGACCAGUACAAGUCCUACAUCAUGACGACCGCCGUGCAGCUGGACCAGCACAUGCGGCUGCCCGAGAAAGAGAGAAUGCGGAUCGGUUUCAUCAACGUGGGAGCUCCUGCCGGCGGCAUGAACGCGGCCAUACGAGCGGGUGUGGCCUACUGCAUAUCCCGUGGGCACGAGCCGCUGGCAAUCCACAACGGCUUUGCCGGCUUUGCACGGCAUCACGCCGACUCGCCGCUGCGGUCAGUCCGGCCAUUUGACUGGCUCGAGGUCGAUGGCUGGGCCAGCAAAGGCGGGUCCGAGAUCGGCACCAACCGCGAGCUGCCGAGCGAUUCCGGGAUGGAGACCAUUGCCAACUUGAUCGAAGAGUACCAAUUCGACGGGCUCUUCCUCAUCGGCGGCUUCGAGGCCUUCCACGCCCUGUCACAGCUGCGCACGGCACGCGAACAGUACCCGUCGCUGUGCAUCCCGAUGGUGCUGCUCCCGGCGACUAUCUCGAACAACGUGCCCGGCACGGAGGCCUCGCUGGGAUCGGACACGUGUCUGAACGAGCUGGUCAGCUACUGCGACAAGAUCAAGCAGUCAGCGUCGGCCACGCGGCGGCGCGUGUUCGUGAUCGAGACCCAGGGUGGACGGUGCGGCUACGUUGCCACGCUGGCCGGCCUCAGCAUCGGGGCCAGCGCUGUGUACACGCCAGAGGAGGGCCUCAGCCUAGACAUGCUCGCGACAGACGUGCGGCAUCUUAAGGAGGUGUUUGCCAACGACAAGGGCCAGUCUCGGGCCGGCCGGCUGAUCCUGAUCAACGAGCGGACGAGCAGCGUGUACACCGCCAAGCUGGUGGCCGACAUCAUCCGGGAGGAGGCGCACAACCGCUUCGAGGCGCGGGACAGUAUUCCAGGUCACGUGCAGCAGGGCGGCGUGCCAUCAGCCAUGGACCGGUGCCGGGCGGUGCGGCUGGCGAUCAAGUGUAUCGAGCACCUGGAGGCCUUUGGGCGCAACGCGCACAACCGCGUGAAGAAGGACCCGACGAGCGCAGCCGUGAUCGGUAUCAAGGCCGCCAGCGUCGUCUUCACGUCGGUCGAGGAGCUCGAGAAGACCGAUACGGACUGGCCGAACCGCCGGCCGCUCGAUGCCUUCUGGCUGAACAUGAAGGACGUCGUCGACGUGCUGUCCGGCCGGCCACCAUACCAUCCACCGAAAGAGAUCUUGACCGGGCUGCAGGCCAAGGACGCGAAGCGAGGCAUCAUUUCAUAG
Messenger RNA from Grosmannia clavigera kw1407, 2415 nucleotides. Its product is annotated as 6-phosphofructokinase alpha subunit. The record is from RefSeq and is a predicted model, not a curated record. Bases 1 to 2415 code for a protein of 804 amino acids. Gene Ontology annotation, biological process: fructose 6-phosphate metabolic process; canonical glycolysis; fructose 1,6-bisphosphate metabolic process. The transcript is spliced from 3 exons. Gene Ontology annotation, cellular component: cytoplasm; mitochondrion; 6-phosphofructokinase complex. NCBI's taxonomy places the organism in Eukaryota, Fungi, Ascomycota, Sordariomycetes, Ophiostomatales, Ophiostomataceae. Gene Ontology annotation, molecular function: fructose-6-phosphate binding; identical protein binding; AMP binding.